CGCCAGGGAUCUGUUUUGAUGGCAGCAUUAACAUGUUAUGAAGAUGACAUAAUGCAGGUAAGGCAUCUCAAUUACUCAAUUUCAACUAGGCCUACAGCAUGUUAUUCCCAACCUGUAAAUUAGAAUGUGAACUGACUCAAAAUAAAGGAGAGGAAAGGCCUAAACUGAGUUUCUGAAAAUACAGUUUUCUUUCUCUAGAGUGAAUACAGGAUCAUGGUUGAGAUCCUGAAUGAAAACGAUAACAAACCAAGGUUCUUUGAGAAGACUAUACAACCACGUUACAUAAGUGAGGUAAAUAUACAUCUCUAGAUCACACUUUGAUAAUAUAGAUAAUCUUGUGUUUCAGAUGCAUAAUGACAGGUCUUCUGUAUUUCAUCAAUCCUCAGCUCACUGCAGUCAACUCUGCAAUCUUCACCGUCAAGGCCAUCGAUGCUGAUGGAGACACCAUCACCUACAUCAUCGACAGAGCCUCGGUAUGGUACCAUGAGUUUGAACUUACAGAGAAUCAUUAUGGGACAGUGUGUGAUAGGCUUUAGAGAGUAGGAAUAGUUCAUUGACAGCAGUCAAACUGCAAACUGUAUUUUUACCAAUAAAACUCCUAGCUCUCUAGUAGGCACUUCACCACAGUGCUGAAUCCUGUUGUCAUGUUCAUGUUCCUGUUCAUUUCAAACAAUGACCCAAUAUAUCCCCUUAUAGUGACAACCCAACAUCAACCCAACAUCAACCCAUCUACUCAAAUGAAUUCUAUUUUAAAUGGUCCUAUACCUCCUAAUCUUGCUGAUUACACCUCUGUGUCAAUCGCUCGGUAGACCAUCUGUGCACUAAAUUAAUGAGCAUUCAUUUCUAUGUUUCCUCUCAUCCCAGCCUGAUGCCAGCUACUUCAGGAUAGACCUGCCCAACAGUGGUAAAGUGAUCCUGGACAAGCCAUUGGACUAUGAGACCAAAACCCAGCUGCAGCUA
Messenger RNA from Coregonus sp. 'balchen', 960 nucleotides. The record is from the annotation of a GenBank genome assembly. Lineage: Eukaryota; Metazoa; Chordata; Actinopteri; Salmoniformes; Salmonidae.